Messenger RNA from Coregonus clupeaformis (lake whitefish), 2406 nucleotides. Its product is annotated as AN1-type zinc finger protein 5. The coding region runs from base 246 to 878 and encodes 210 amino acids. The record is from RefSeq and is a predicted model, not a curated record. Gene Ontology annotation, molecular function: zinc ion binding; DNA binding. The transcript is spliced from 6 exons. NCBI's taxonomy places the organism in Eukaryota, Metazoa, Chordata, Actinopteri, Salmoniformes, Salmonidae.
ACACCGCUCGAGAGAGCAGAGGGGGGAGGGAGAGAAAGAGAAGACAUAUUUACAUCUCUCACACAGCCUCCGUCAGAGAAAACAGCGAGAAAAUACAUUUGGUGGACAGUACUCAACCAGACCAUACAUCUUGUGUGAUUUCGAUCAAAUUGUGCAGGUGAGAAUCGACAUUUGAAACGGUUGGUUGUCGUGGUGUAUGGUUGAAGACAGAAAAAGGACACCGAAAAUUGGAUCAUCAACUUAAUAUGGAAUUUCCGAUGGCCCAAGAGACGAACCCGAGCCUGACGCCUGUGCUUUGUGCCACUGGCUGUGGUUUCUAUGGCAACCCCAGGAACAAUGGCAUGUGCUCGGUCUGCUACAAGGAGCAUCUGAACCGACAGCAGAGUAGUGACUGCGGCUUGAGCCAACUUAGCCCAAUGGGAGCAGUCGGUAGUUCUACCUCUGAUGCCUCAGCCAUCCAGAGACUGGAGGCCAGUCUAGCCAAAGUAGACACGUCAUCUGGCUCUGCUGCAGACAUGGCUAGAACUAUUCAAGGCUCUCUUCCAGUGACUCAACAAAUGACAGAGAUGAGCAUCUCAAGAGAGGAUAACCCAGAUUCCCUAGAGCCUGUUGUGAGUCAGCCUACUGCCUCUAGCCCUGUCACUGCCAGCAGUGAUGAAGUCAAGGAAGACACCCCCAAGCCCAAGAAGAAUAAGUGCUUCAUGUGCCGCAAGAGGGUGGGCCUCACAGGGUUCGACUGUCGCUGUGGGAACCUGUUCUGCGGUGUCCAUCGGUACUCCGACAAGCACAACUGUCCUUACGACUACAAGGCGGAGGCAGCUGCCAAGAUCCGCAAGGAGAACCCUGUUGUGGUCGCUGACAAGAUCCAGAGAAUAUAGGGUUAAGAACCAUCCACACACAGACUGGAGUAUGAUUGUGAACCCUUGACAUGAACACUGGCACGAGUGGCAAAAGGAUAGGAGUCAUUUUUAAAAUCACAACCUUGAGAAAAUAAAGAGUUCCUGCCCAAGGGGGAGAUGCAUGAACGGUCACUUUUUUUGUUUUCCCUCUUUACUGUGUGUCUUUGCCGAUAUUCUGGAGAAAAAAAAAUACAUGUAUUAUCUUUUAAAAGAGCAGCCCAGGGUAACCUUCCAGGAGAGGCGUGUCUAUUCUGCAGAACCUAUUUCUAUCUGGACGUUCCAUCACAACUCAAUACAGCCCCAGAGCUGUUUGGCCACUUUGUUGCCAAAUAGUUGACAAGCCAUUUUUUCUAAAGUUGUGUGCACAUGCAGUAUCCCGACGAGUUCAGUUGAAUCUCCAUUUCUACUUUCCGUUCCCAUUAGUGUCAGUCGGGUCAGUUGUCCAAUAGGUAUGACCACUCCAGAACUGCAACACUCUCCCAAAAAGCAGUUGGGCCUUUUUUCAGACCAUCUCUCCUACCUGCCUACCUCACAGCAGCAGGUCAUGUUUCUCAUCACAUUGUCCGUGUGAAGCCUUUUUCCUAAUCGUCUGUUACAAUCACUUCAUUAUUGCCAGAGGAAGGCACCAUUUCUGUUUCAUCACUUGAACGCCACGGUCAGUCUUUACGUUCAUUGGAAGAGGCAUGAGAAGGAGGACAAACCCAUUUUUACCAACUCAUGUGGAACAGGACUUUUAGUCAAGGAGGUCCUAGACUAAUCUAAGGUCAGAAUCUCCCAACUGUGGUCUCAGGCAGAGGGUUGCGUGCAGUUCUCUGGUUGUGGCUUGGGCACUACCUAUCUGUUUUUUUGGCUAUAUGGGGGGUAUGAAUGGGAUAACUGCAUGGGUUGCUCUAUCUUAAAUCAUGUAAAAUAUCUGAAUGAAUUGCUAGGUCAUUAUUUUAUCCGCUGAGACAUGUUUAAUCCCUGUUUUUUUAAUAUAUUAAUAUAGUACUGAUAUUAGCACAUGUAUUCAGUGCAGUUGUGAAGUGAGACAGCCAUGCUAUGUGUUGUUUUUGUGUGUGUGUGUUAAGUGAGAUUGAGUGAACACGUGGGUGUCAGAUUGUGCGUUCCCCCAUCUCCUUAUUUUGUUAAGCAAUAUCCUGUAGCCUUGCACAUGUUUACAAGGCUACAGGAGCAUGCCAGAAUUGCGAUUUGAAAAAUAGAUUCCAUAGUUGGAUUCCAACUUAUCUUUUCAGCUUUCUUUCUGCUAUUGGUCUGUGUGUGAGACUUUCCUUGGCUGUGUGAGACAUUGACAGUAUGUGUCCUAUGUUGAUCUUUCUUUUUCUCCCAUAGGGACGAGGUUUUUACUUUUUAAAAGAAAGGUAUCCGUUUCAGUUUUUUCCUUUGUUAGUUAUAUGCAAAUUUGUACAAAAAAACUAACUAUUUAUGUAUUACAUAAUCUUGCUACCCAGCAUUACAGCAUAAUUGUAUCAUGUAAAUAAAGACUGUGUACAGAGACAUUACAAGG